Molecule: messenger RNA, 1200 nt
Organism: Kwoniella shivajii
Lineage: Eukaryota; Fungi; Basidiomycota; Tremellomycetes; Tremellales; Cryptococcaceae
Exons: 3
Coding region: 1-1200 (399 amino acids)
Biological process (GO): NADPH regeneration
Cellular component (GO): cytoplasm
Molecular function (GO): nucleotide binding; oxidoreductase activity
Source: RefSeq, a predicted model, not a curated record
AUGUCACCCAACAUAGCCCUUCUUGGUUCAGGUACAUUCGCUCAAGCUUCUUAUCUACCUGCGAUAUUAUCCCUUCAUCCCGUUAAAUUAAACUUGCAUACUAUAUGGUCAAGAUCAGCUUCGUCAACUGAAUCGUUCCUUUCUUCAGCUCAAGAGAAGAACGCUGAUUUCAAGCCCAAAGUGUUAAACGGUGACCAAGGUCUACAGGCUAUUUUAGACGAUAAAUCGAUCGAAGCUGUAUUGAUAGUAUUACCAAUCACUGCUCAACCAGAUAUAGUUAGAAAAGCAUUGAAAGCCGGUAAACAUGUUUUGAGUGAAAAACCACUGGCCAAAAAUGUCAAAGAUGCUCAAGCGUUGAUUGAGGAAUACGAAAAGGAGUAUAAACCCAAAGGGUUGAUUUGGAGAGUCGCAGAGAAUUUCGCACAUGAACCUGUUUUGAGAGAAGCAGGUAGAUUGAUCAGUUCGACUCAGGAAUUAGGCCCAAUCCUACAUUGGCAAUUGAGCAUGCAAGGCUAUAUAGAAGAUGGUUCAAAGUAUCACAAGACCGGUUGGAGGACCAUCCCGGAUUAUCAAGGGGGAUUCCUUCUUGAUGGGGGUGUACAUUGGACGGCAUUGCUCAGAACUGUCCUUCCUGAAUCAGCAAGACCUUCAUCAGUAAUCUCAAUUACGAAUCUACAUAGAACACAUUUAUUACCUCAUGACACUAUUCAAGCGAUUUCUCUACCUUUUAAAAAGUCGGUGACAGAGUCACAUGGGCCCAAAACCAAACUCACUUCAAGCGAAAAUAAAGAAUCUGAUGUCCCGAGUGAAAUUGGUAAAUCCUCUCCAACAGGUUCAAUCUUAUUCUCUUUCGCUUCACCUGAUAUUCCCGCCGAAUACCAACCUACCAAUUCACUGAAAAUCACUUUCUUGAACGGUAUCAUGGAAGUCAAAGGAGUCAAUUCGCCAAGAAGAGGUUGGGCCGUCAAGAUCGUUCCUUCACAAGGAUCAUCCCUCAAACCGGUCGAUACCGACGGUCCUUAUGAAGGUGUAGAUGUUGAAAUCAAGAUGUUCGCCGAGGCAAUCACCUCUCUGAAAAAUGGAAAUGACGUUGGGGAAGACUACGGUACACCAAGGGGAGCAAUCUGGGAUUUGGCCGUUUUGCAAGCUUUGCUAGACAGUAACGGCAAGGAAGUUAGCGUUGAUGAGCUGCUCGCUUGA